Messenger RNA from Ilyonectria robusta, 834 nucleotides. RefSeq lists its product as uncharacterized. The record is from RefSeq and is a predicted model, not a curated record. NCBI's taxonomy places the organism in Eukaryota, Fungi, Ascomycota, Sordariomycetes, Hypocreales, Nectriaceae. The transcript has 2 exons. The coding region runs from base 1 to 834 and encodes 277 amino acids.
AUGGGCGCUGCUGAUACGGAAGCCUCUUCCUGGGCCAAGCUCAAUGGGCCCAGUGACUGGAAACACUGGAUCGCCGGUAUCCGGAAAUCAGCUACUACAAAGGACGUCUGGGACCUUAUUGACCCCUUUAAGGAAAAUAAGGAACCCCUAGUCCGGCCGGUCUUUCCAACAGCUGCAGACAUCAAGCCUGAUGCAACUAGGCUGUCUGAGCUAACUCCAGAGCAAAGGAUUGACCUCAAUGGCCUCGAAAAACAGUAUCUCGAAGACGUUCGGAUCUACGAAAAACGCCAAAAGGCCCUAUCCUCUAUCCAAGACCGGAUCAUCCUGACUGUCGGCAACUACCGAGAUGUCAUCGACGACGAAGAUGACGUUGCAAAGGAACUAGCCCUCCUACGAGCCCGGAUCCAGCCAGCUACCUGGUUCCAUGAAAGAGAAGUCCUUGACCGCUAUCGAACAGCCCUCAAAGGGCCUAGCCGGACUAAGACUAAGGAUUGGGUCACAAGCUGGCAGAAGGUCCUCACAGAAGCCCGCAACCUAGGCCUUCCUGACACUAAGGGUCUCAGACCAACCCUAGAUUUCCUAGAGGCUGUCAGACCUAUAGACCUAACCUUUGCCGAUAUCUGGAUGAACAAGAUCCAAUAUAAGGCAUCAAAGGGCAAGGCAGACUGGGAAGCGAAGAUCCCGGACGGUAUUGAGAUCAGCGAGCUAUUCGAAAAACAGGCUGCAGAGACGAAGGCACCGAGAGGGUCCUUUUCCACCUUCCAGCAAUCCGGGUCUUCUAAACCCCCUGCCUCUGCGGCAAACUGCAUUUCUAUUCAAAAUGCCAUUAUUUAG